Messenger RNA from Suillus clintonianus, 672 nucleotides. RefSeq lists its product as uncharacterized. Lineage: Eukaryota; Fungi; Basidiomycota; Agaricomycetes; Boletales; Suillaceae. The record is from RefSeq and is a predicted model, not a curated record. The transcript has 7 exons. The coding region runs from base 1 to 672 and encodes 223 amino acids.
AUGGCGUACUUACCUCCAACGUACAGCCACCUCCACCAGCGACUGAACUUGUUUCCCGUGCACGGAGUUGUCCGUAGUCUACUUAAAGUACGAUCGGAGCUUGCCGAAAAUAAUUUCACACUCUUGCUCGCCUCCUCGGGGCUGAGUUAUCUCAGCCACACCGGCGGCCCACACGACGUCAAAGUGAUUACGACGUGGCAGGGAGAAGACAUCUUGAAGACUAGCUGCAGUCGGAAUACAUCCGCACAGCUAGUCCCCGACAACCAUCUGGUAUUGGCAGGGCCACCCUAUCAUGAUGACGCUUGGCCACCUGCAGCGCCAAGAAAAACUCACGCCAACUCACGCCAACAUAAGCCGCCCGUCAUGCAUCAUGUCCGAGCACCGGGAAACGAUAACAAUAUUCAAUUGAGCGCUUGGCGCCAAUAUCUUCCAAUAGCCUGCAAGCACGUCGUCCUGUCUCUAGGGACCCACGUCAACAAGCUGGUUUCUCAUCCGCGCAACGUCUUCCUUAUUGUUGGGCUGUUCAGAGAGACUCCCGACGGAUCUCAGCCACCAAACCACGGAACGACGCUGAAUCCACGCUCAGACCGCCGCUCUGACAUCAAGGCUGGUAACGAAAGAACUAUUAAGCACAUCCCAUACCUCAAUGCAGACCACCAUUACAUGUCGUAA